AAUCCUGCAGUUGCUAGCAAAGCGAUAAAUGGAUACGACAUUUCCCUCUUCAAGCUGAACGGACCCAUCACCUUCAGCAACUACAUCCAACCCAUCUGCAUCCCGUCCUCGGACACGGAAUCCACCCUGACCUCCAACACGGACACCGUUUACGGAUGGGGAUACCAAUCGGACGCCGCUACCGCGCCGGCCACGAUCCUGCAGAAGUUGAACGUGAACUUAACCCCCGAGAGCACUUGCAGGAGCAGCGGAUACAUCAAUGGAACGAGCGGCAGCAUGAUUUGCGCCGUGGGGGCUGGCUCGAGUGGAUUCUGUUCGGGUGACAGUGGAGGACCACUGGCGACCAAGUACAGCAACGGGCUCACCUAUUCUUCCGGGAUCGUGUCUUACACCGUGGGAAGUUGUGGGAACCCGAACAUUCCGGACGUCUACACGCGGGUUUCUUACUACGUCGACUGGAUUCGGGCAAACGCCGUUUAAAGAAGCUUUAUGGAGA
Molecule: messenger RNA, 496 nt
Organism: Darwinula stevensoni
Lineage: Eukaryota; Metazoa; Arthropoda; Ostracoda; Podocopida; Darwinulidae
Source: the annotation of a GenBank genome assembly